AAAGUCGAUCCUUUGCAGCGAGUUGCUGACAGCUCCCAGCGAAAAGUCGAGUUGCUGGAACUUUUGUAUUUUCAUCUACCUUGUCCAGGUCUACACAAAGGACAACAGAGAUGACUUUUUAUGAUGGCAUUUUCCCCUUCUAUCCAACAUCCAGGACACCAGUGGUGCUUAACACCAUCCAAAUUGUGGUCAUCAUUAUCUUUUUGGUCUUCCUAGUGGCCUUUCUUGUCAUCUUGAUAGGCAUUCGUGGGAUAGAAAAACUACACUGGUUCAUAAGGGUUACCCUGAGUCUCUUCAUCGGUGCCGUCAUUGUUGCUGUCAAUUUCACCAAUAACUGGGAGAGAGGCUAUGCCACAGUGAAUACAACGUACAAAUCCUUCAGCAAGGAGAAUGUCAAAGCAGAAGUUGGGAUUCACAUUGGAUUAAAAGGAGUAAAUGUAACUCUGAAAGGACUCCCCGAGACUCAACUAAAUGAAAUCAUCAACUACAAUGAAGAGUUCCUUUGGCAGUUUGGACUGAACUAUGACCACCAGUAUCGCAAAGGGCUAGAGAGGGGUCUUCCGAACCCAAUUCUGUACAUAGCAGAGAAGUUUACUCAUGCCAGCCCAUGUGGUGUGUAUUCGCAGUACAGGGUCUCUGGACAGUAUGCCUCCGCCACAAUGUGGGUGGCCCUGUGUGCUUGGAUGCUUUCCAAUAUCCUUCUGUGGCUAAUGGUCUUUUUAUAUGGAGGGUACAUGAUCCUAGUAACCGGCUUCUUCAUGAUUUUCUCACUGAUCUCAUUUGGUACCACAAGACAUGCUCCUCUCUGCGCCAUUCAGUUUGAUGAUAUGAAAUUACAGAGUUCCCUUGGGCCAUCCUUUUGGCUAACUUUAGCAACGGCUUUGCUCUGUUUGAUUAUUGGAGUGACCAUUGUAGUCAUGAGCCUUUUCGCUCCGACCAGGAUGAGCAAGGUCUUCUUGUUGAAUGCCAGCAAUAAUGAAGAGGACAUGUACGAGACAAGCUUUUAUAACCAGACUUACUGUGAUGAUGAUAAGAUGAAUCCGAGCUUGCCAUUGGAAAACAUAGAAAAAGCUGUAUAAUCGAGGGAGAAAAUCUGCCAUGAACUAUCUUCCCCUCAUGAUCAACUUCUUCUGCCCAGUAAACAUAAGACUUGUUUGCUUUUUCAGGACGUCGGAGUUUUUACCAUGUUCGUGCAUCUAGUCCCUUUUAAAUUCUAAUACUAGAGAUCACCACCUAAUAGAGAAUCACAACUUUUGUUUUUUUUUAGUUCUGUCCUUGUUAUUGUUUUCAUACAAAAAAAAGUUGAUGUGACCACAGCAGCAUCAACAGGUGACUGGUCUGCUCAGGAGAAAUUGAGUGCACAGCUGCUGAAAGCUAACCUCAAGAAUGUGGACACUAUCUGACUCAUUUUACAUCAGGCCACGCAGAGUUAAUAGUUGAAUAAGCUCAAGACAGAGGUCGAUAGAUUUCCAGAUGCUAACGUUAUCAAAGGGUGUGAAAACAGUGCUGGAAAAUCUCAUCCAAAUGGAAGAUCAGCCGUGAUUUAACGGAAUGGUGUGGAACAGGAUCAAGGGGUUUCAUGGCCUCUCCCUGCUUCAAUUUCCUAUGCUUGCUUGAGGAUUAAAUCAAAUACAGUUGCA
This is a messenger RNA of Hemiscyllium ocellatum (epaulette shark), 1640 nucleotides long. Its product is annotated as dual oxidase maturation factor 1-like. The record is from RefSeq and is a predicted model, not a curated record. Lineage: Eukaryota; Metazoa; Chordata; Chondrichthyes; Orectolobiformes; Hemiscylliidae. Gene Ontology annotation, cellular component: endoplasmic reticulum membrane. The transcript has 8 exons. The coding region runs from base 111 to 1079 and encodes 322 amino acids. Gene Ontology annotation, biological process: protein transport.